GCAGUUCAGUGACGAAGCUGAAAGCCAGGGUUCUGCGUUGUAUACGCUGCAGCAUUAAAUAGAGCUGCAUGCCCCGUUGGCUGCAUCUCAGCUCGUUAUGAAUACCCUGUCGUUCAUUGUUUACUCUGUCUGCGAUAACCUUAUCUAUUCUUUACGCGUUGAAUGAUGUCUAUGCCACAUACCCCGUUUAGUUAUGGCGAUUCUUCUGGUGCGCAAGACUUGGAGAAGCAAGACAGCUCUAAUGACAUAGAUGAUUCCCCCGAGUCACAGCCGAGGGCUUGUCAUGGAGAGCGAGCUUGCCAUGGAGAGAUUGAAAAAGAUGGAGCGGAUGGACGGGCUGAUGGUAAAGUCGAGUUGAAGGAAAACGACUGUUAUGACAAACUAGGGUUUACCUUUCCUUGGUGGAAGAAAUGGGGCAUUCUGUCUGUGAUUUUCAUAGUGCAAGUGUCAAUGAACUUUAACGCUGGUUUCUACGCCAGCGGGAUUGGUCUCUUGUCUAAGCACUUUAAUAUCUCGAAACAAGCUGCCAGAGUCGGGCAGAUGGACUUUUUGAUUGCCUAUGGAUUUGGAAGUGAGUUCUGGGCUCCGUGGAGUGAAGAAUAUGGAAGAUGGCCGAUCAUGCAACUCAGUUUGCUGCUUGUCAACAUAUGGCAGCUUCCUUGCGCGCUGGCCCCUAAUUUUGGUACCAUUGUUGUCUGCCGUAUCCUGGGUGGUCUAUCAUCUGCUGGUGGUUCAGUGACGCUCGGUAUGGUGGCAGACAUGUGGGAGGCGGACGAGCAGCAAUAUGCGGUUGCAUUUAUUGUUCUCUCCUCCGUGGCAGGAUCCGUGGUGGCCCCUAUUGUGGGUGGCUUCACGCAGACCUUCUUGGGCUGGCGAUGGACUUUCUGGCUUCAGCUUAUCCUGGGUGGUGCCGUGCAAGCAGUACACUUUUUCAUUCCAGAGACACGGUGCAGUAUUCUGGUGACCAGGGAGGCGCGGAGAAGGCGAAAGAAGGGCGAGGAGGUGUACAGUGCGGAUGAGCUGAAGGGUAAGCGCAUCAGUAUCAAGCAUCUGCUGAUGGUGUGGGCGCGUCCAUUCAUCAUGUUCGUCCGAGAGCCGAUUGUCUUGUGGCUGUCACUUCUCAGUGGAUUCAGUGACUCGCUCAUCUUCACCUUUCUGCAGUCGUAUGAACCCGUGUAUAAGCAGUGGGGAUUUUCUGAUAUUAGUGUCGGAUUGGCUUUCUUACCUCUCCUGGUUGGCUACUUGAUCGCCUGGUUUAGUUUUAUCCCCUGGAUCCAUCGACACUGCCGAGUCCGCGAACGAGAUCCCGAUGGCCUCCAGCCUGAGGCACGUCUGUACUGGCUGUUAUACGUUGCACCGCUUUUGCCAAUCGGACUGUUCGGUUUUGGGUGGACCAGUUUGGGUCCGCCGCAUGUGCAUUGGAUCGCACCGAUGAUCUUCUCGGCAUGCAUCGCAAUAGCCAAUUAUGCCAUUUACAUGGCCACGAUCGAUUACAUGGUGGCAAGUUACGGACCUUACUCCGCGUCAGCCACCGGUGGCAACGCUCUUGCCCGAGACUUUUUGGCCGGUGUAGCCGCGAUGUAUUCAGUGCCUAUGUACUCCAACAUGGGCAAAUCGAACCCUCUCGAAUGGGCUUCAUCGUUGCUCGGCUUCCUGGCGGUCGUUUUCAUCGCCCCGAUUUAUAUCUUCUACUGGAACGGACCGAAGAUCCGGGAGAAGUCCAAGUUUGCGCAGAUUCUGGCGGCCGACAGGAAGAAAGCCGGGCGGAGGGUUUCGCAGUGUGGUUCUGGCGAUGCCGGGCCCGAGGAGCAUUAUUUCGAGAGUGGCAGGAGUUCGCGGUACAGUCGGUGAUCUGCGGUAUACUGUCAUGUUUUCGUCAUACUCACUGGAUGGAUUAUUACUGUGCUGACUUAUUGUGGAUGAGACAAUUUGAUAGUAUACUCAUCAUAGCAUUAGCAUUAUAUUUUCUAUGUUUAGUU
This is a messenger RNA of Aspergillus wentii DTO 134E9, 1979 nucleotides long. RefSeq names its product putative MFS multidrug transporter. The transcript is spliced from 5 exons. The coding region runs from base 163 to 1851 and encodes 562 amino acids. The record is from RefSeq and is a predicted model, not a curated record. Lineage: Eukaryota; Fungi; Ascomycota; Eurotiomycetes; Eurotiales; Aspergillaceae. Gene Ontology annotation, biological process: transmembrane transport. Gene Ontology annotation, molecular function: transmembrane transporter activity.